UUCCGACGAGUUGGAGGAUCGCGGGAGGAGGAUCGUUGACAGGUCGAUCUCUGCGAGUAGCAGCCAUGUGUAGUAACGAGAGCCCACCACCAGCGAAGGAACCGCUGGCCGUCGGUUUGGGUAAUCCCAUGACCGGUUUCCUGCCAGGUCUGGAACACUAUCGUCUUCAAUUGUACCAUUACGCGAUGGCAGAGAGGCUGAGGCUAGCUCAGCAGCUGCAUCCUCAGCACCCAGGAGUCGGCCACCCGCCUUCCAGUGCUCCGACUCAUCUAGGAAUGAGUCCAGGAUUUCCGGCACCCCUGCCGUUGUAUCCGGCGGCGGCUGCUGCGGCCGGAUAUCCCAGUAGAUUGGCGUUAUCCAUGGCUCUGUUGCAUCCUCACCAUCAGCGGAUACCGGAGGAACCGAAACCACAGCACAGUUACAUCGGUCUGAUCGCCAUGGCUAUCCUGUCUUCUCCGGAGAAGAAGCUAGUGCUGUCAGACAUCUACCAACAUAUCCUAGAACACUAUCCCUACUUUCGAACCCGUGGUCCAGGUUGGAGGAACUCUAUCAGGCAUAAUUUGUCGUUGAACGACUGUUUCGUGAAAUCCGGCAGAAGCGCCAAUGGCAAGGGCCAUUAUUGGGCCAUUCACCCUGCCAAUCUGGAAGAUUUCCGUCGCGGUGACUUCAGGAGACGCAAAGCUCAGAGGAAGGUCCGCAGACACAUGGGCCUGGCAGUGGACGAGGAACCGGACAGUCCUAGCCCGCCACCCCUGCCAGCCACCCCGCCUCCACCAGCGACGCUUGGACCACCGGUAGCUUCUCAGCCUAUGCCAGGAAUCUGGACACCCCAUCACCACCAUCCUCAUCAUCAACAGCAGCAGCAACAGCAGCAACAACAGCAGCAGACGUUUCAGAGCCAAACUCUGCGGCAAUCCUCGUCGUUUCAGCCGUCGAGAAAGAGGCAGUUCGACGUGGCGUCUCUUCUCGCACCCGACGACCAACACCAAAUCGAGUCAGAUCUCAGGCCAGUGAAGUCGAGGAGGUUCAGCUGCAGCGAGGACGAGUUGCACGAUCUUCCGGAACCUGAUCAAGACGAGGAAGACGUGGACGUAGACGUGGUCGCCGAGACGAACGCUCUUCCGUCGCCGAACACACCGUCGGCCAGUCCCGAGUCCAAGGUCAUCACUCCAACCGGUCAUUGGACAAAUCAGGGUAUCCAGAACACCAGUCAACAGAUAACGUCGUUACAUAUUCAGAAUCAUCUGCAAGCGAGGAAUUACUACGUACCGGCAACCUCGAGUACAGGUCCCAGCGUCUAA
Eufriesea mexicana is the source of this 1301-nucleotide messenger RNA. It is a transcript of the gene fd102C, whose product is annotated as forkhead domain 102C. Lineage: Eukaryota; Metazoa; Arthropoda; Insecta; Hymenoptera; Apidae. The transcript has 2 exons. Gene Ontology annotation, molecular function: DNA-binding transcription factor activity, RNA polymerase II-specific; RNA polymerase II cis-regulatory region sequence-specific DNA binding. The coding region runs from base 66 to 1301 and encodes 411 amino acids. Gene Ontology annotation, biological process: anatomical structure morphogenesis; cell differentiation; regulation of transcription by RNA polymerase II. The record is from RefSeq and is a predicted model, not a curated record.